AUAAAUCGUUUUAAUCAGCUUUUAAAGUAAAUAGAAGGAUCGAGAUAAGAUAAGUGCAAUAUUGCAAUAUUGAAGAUAUUUCGUAGCUUCGCACACAUGUUAAACAUGGGUAUUUCCACGUCGGUUGGGGUUUUUGUUGUUAUUUUCUGGAUAAAACACGCAGAAUCUCAAUAUCCUUUACUAAGAACGAACGCAACACCAGUUGUGGAGGAAACACAGGCAGAUGACUCACCAUUCCCAGGCUGGGCAAUUGCAAGUAUAGCUAUUGUCGGAAUGAUGGGACUUGUUGCCUGUUCGGUCAAACUUCUACAAGAAAUACGUUGCCACACGGAUAACCAAAGCAAAUCCCACAUGAGAAGCCCUGGGCCAAAAUCAGACACGUCCGGUGUUCCCAGAUCACCAAGACAAACGACACAUUCCGACCAUGAUAGUAGCCAGAAUUACUCGCAAUUAACCAACCAUCAGACAUAUUCGACACAAGGCCCAGGUCAAGAAAACACUCCAUAUUUGCAACUUACGCCUCAUGGCCUUGAACGUCAUGAUCACGUUUGGCAGCUGACCUUGGAUCAAUCCGGCGCUGAAAGUUGGUCUGUCAGGCUUUAACACUUACUAAAUUAAAGUGAACCGCUAAUUAGAGUGAACCGCUAAUUAAAGUGAACCGCUGAUUAAAGUGAACCGCUAAUUAAAGUGAACCGCCUUAAUAUCAGGUGACCUAUUGAUACAGCUGCGUGAUGCUCAAACGCAUGUUUUCACCGUUAUUUGAAAUUGUUGCGAUCUACUGGAAUGAUUUUUGAAAAUGUAUAUAGUUGUUAUUUUUUAUACAUACGUGGAUUCGUUGUAUAUUUGUCGAGCAUAUGUAUGCAAACAAACAUAUAACCAAC
Molecule: messenger RNA, 881 nt
Organism: Dreissena polymorpha
Lineage: Eukaryota; Metazoa; Mollusca; Bivalvia; Myida; Dreissenidae
Exons: 5
Coding region: 97-603 (168 amino acids)
Source: RefSeq, a predicted model, not a curated record